AAAAAAUUACGGAACUUGUCGGGUCACGUGCAUCACCUGGUGCCUCGACUGGAUCUGGAAGUUCUCCGAGCCCUAGUCUCAGAGCUGCUGCGACGGUGGUGCGACAGCGAUAGACAGCACUCAAACCUGCAGAUUAAACGUCUGUCAAUUUGAAGGAAGCUGAGACGGCCGUCAAACGAAGAAAGGUUGAGAAGAAGCUGAGGAGAAGGGGAGGCUUCAGCCGUGAAGCAGGCGCGUAUUUGUAAUCGAAGCGCCAGUAGACUUCCUCCAAUUUACCUCUUUUCCAACUACCACACAUCUGCAAUGGCCUCGCUUCGCUCUGUCGCUCUGAGCGCUGCUCGGCAAGUGGCUUCUCGUCCUCGGAUUGCCACUGCCGCUCCCGUCAGGGCCCUGUCGACCUCGAGGGUGAACCGAUCGGAUGCGCUCUUUGUCCACAGAGACACCGACUACAACAACCCCAAGAUUCCCUUCAAGUUCAACGAGGAGAACCUGAAGCAGGCCAAGGAAAUCGUCUCGCACUACCCUCCCCAGUACAAGAAGGCUGCCGUGAUCCCGCUGCUGGACCUGGGCCAACGGCAAAACAGCGGCUGGACCUCGAUCAGCGUCAUGAACUACGUCGCCGAGUUUCUCGAGAUGCCGCCGAUGAGGGUGUACGAGGUGGCUUCGUUCUACACCAUGUUCAACCGCGAGCCCGUGGGCAAGUACUUCUUGCAGCUCUGCACCACGACGCCGUGCAUGCUCGGCGGGUGCGGCAGCGAGCUGAUCCAAAAGACGAUGGAGGACAAGCUUGGCAUCAAGGCUGGACACACCACGCCCGACAAGCUCUUUACCCUGGUGGAGGUGGAGUGCCUUGGCGCCUGUGCCAACGCACCCAUGGUGCAGGUCAACGAUGACUUCUACGAGGACCUGACGCCAGAGACAACGAUCAAGCUCCUCGACGGCCUCAAGAAUGGCAAGCCGCCCAAGCCUGGCCCGCAGAGCGGCAGGCACUCGUCCGAGGCCGCCGAAGGAAGGACUGCCUUGACAUCGAAGCCAUACGGACCUGGCCAACACAAUGUGCCCGAGUUCGCCUAGGGGACUCGAGAAAUGAACAGCUUCAUUUUCGUAAUCUAGAUGUUGUACAAGGAAGAUAAAAGAGAG
Messenger RNA from Acaromyces ingoldii, 1140 nucleotides. RefSeq lists its product as hypothetical. Bases 304 to 1074 code for a protein of 256 amino acids. The transcript has 4 exons. Lineage: Eukaryota; Fungi; Basidiomycota; Exobasidiomycetes; Exobasidiales; Cryptobasidiaceae. Gene Ontology annotation, molecular function: NADH dehydrogenase activity. The record is from RefSeq and is a predicted model, not a curated record.